This is a messenger RNA of Exophiala oligosperma, 2803 nucleotides long. RefSeq lists its product as uncharacterized. The transcript has a single exon. Gene Ontology annotation, biological process: maturation of SSU-rRNA. The record is from RefSeq and is a predicted model, not a curated record. The coding region runs from base 6 to 2702 and encodes 898 amino acids. Lineage: Eukaryota; Fungi; Ascomycota; Eurotiomycetes; Chaetothyriales; Herpotrichiellaceae. Gene Ontology annotation, cellular component: nucleolus; small-subunit processome; Noc4p-Nop14p complex.
CGAACAUGGCGCCCUCACAGCUCAAACAGCUGAAAGCUUCCCUACGCGAGCAUGGUAUCCGUGGUCCUCAAAAAUCCAAAAAAGAACGACAGGCCACAGCUAAGGAUGCACAGAAGCGGAAUCAGCGCCAUGCAGCCCUCGAAAGCAUCCGGGAACGAUUCAAUGCCUUCGAGGUCAAGGGUCCGAGGAGGGAGAAGUUCGAGGUUGCAAGUGCAAAGAAAUCACAAGCAUCAUCAGUACGUCCUGGUGUCACACGAGGCUUGGGUGAAGAGAGAAGACGAGAAACAUUAUUGAAAGAGAUGCAAAGCCGGAACAAAGUCGGAGGCCUACUCGAUCGACGGUUCGGAGAGAACGAUCCUACCAUGACGCCUGAAGAACGAGCCGCCGAAAGAUUUGCCCGUCAAAACGAGCGAAAGUUAAGAAAGACGUCAAUGUUCAAUCUAGAGGACGACAGCGAGGAAGAGAUGACACUUACACAUGGUGGAAGAUCACUAGACUUUGGUGGCGAUAUCCAAGAUGAUUUUGACGAGGGUGAUGUUGCUGCAUCAGAUGAUAAUGUCGACGAUUUCGAGGCGCAGAAUGAUAGACCAAGGAAGAAGCUGCGGCUUGAGGAUUCCCUCGAUGACGGAAGUGAGGAAGAUGGAGAGAUGCCAGAGCGAAGAAAAACCAAGAAUGAAGUCAUGAAAGAAAUAAUCGCCAAGUCAAAAAUGUACAAAGCAGAACGACAAGCGGCCAAGGCAGACGACGAUGAUUUACGAGCCGAGUUGGACAAAGGAAUGGCCGACUUUUACGAGGCGCUUCGUGGACAUAAACCACCCGAGAAGCAGCCAGUCACGGCGCAAGCCACCGAAGCGUCCGAACCACACAUGGACCCCGCUCGAGCUGCCAUGCUCGCAGGUAAGAGCAGGGUAGAUGCAGAGAAGGAGUACGAGGCGAAUCUUCGCGAGCUGAAACUUGAGGCUCGCUCUAAACCUAGUGUUCGGACAAAGACAGACGAAGAGAAGGCUGCCGAGGAAGCUGCAAGGCUUGAAGAAUUAGAAAGGAAACGUGUGCGACGUAUGAAAGGCGAAGCAGAGAGCUCAGACGACGAAGACGAGGCCGAGCUUGGUCCAGAUGAGGAUUUCGAGGAAGAUGAUGCAGAAGCCUUUGGUCUGGCUGCCCCUGAAGCCACUCCUAGGCAAGAAUUAGAUGUAGAGGACGAAGACGAGUUUGUCCUCGACGAUGACUUGCUCGCCUCUGAUUCCGAAGCGGAGAUGGCCAGUGAUCAGGACGAAGAUGAUGACAAAUCUGAAGAUGAGCCUGAAGAUGAUGGCGACGACGACUUCAUAAAUGGUCUUGCCCUACCACAACUGCCGAAGUUGAAGACGCAGUCGACAGGGAACGUGGCCGCCAGCAACAACCUUGCCUAUACGUUUCCCUGCCCGCAAACCCACGACGAAUUUUUAGAGGUAACAAAGGAUGCCGAGUUCUCUGAUCUACCAACCAUCGUCCAGAGAAUCCGUGCUCUUUACCACAAAGGCCUUGCCCAAGGGAAUCAGCAGAAGCUGGAUGUGUUUGCGGGAGUCUUGUCACAGCACGUGGCGUAUCUCGCCGAUAACAAGGGCGACGUGCCUUUUUCAGUGUUGGAAAGUUUACUACGGCAUCUACAUUCUAUGGCGAAAGCCUCACCAGAGGCAGUCGGCAUUGCGUUCCGGACACAUCUCGAAAGCAUCGCCGAAGAUCGAGCACUCAAGUUAUCUCCAGGAGAUUUGAUCAUCCUGACUGGUAUCUCGACCAUUUUUCCUACUUCUGAUCACUUUCACUCUGUGGUGACCCCAGCCAUGCUGACCCUUGGCCGGUACCUGGGUCAAAGCACAAUCCAAAAUGUACAGGAUCUUGGAACCGGAGCAUACUGCUGCUCACUUUCUCUCCGUUACCAGCGACUGGCAAGGAGACAUAUACCCGAAGUGGUUACGUACAUCGUCAAUGCUUUGGCUGCUCUGGCGCCUGUCCCACUCCCCGAGGAGGACAAGGAAGGACAACCACUGAAUAUCCCAGCCAGACUACCACGUGUACCUCUGCGAAUCAACUCCCACGGAGAUGUCCCCGAAAAAUUGGCCUUCAAGGAGCUUGUGAUGAAUGCAGAGGCCCAAGAUGAUUCUUCGAAGCGGACGGCUCUCUUGCAUACAUUCAUUCGCAUCUGCGCACAGUCUGCCGAGCUAUGGAAACAGAAGACCGCCUUUCCAGAGCUGAUCUCUCCUUACAUACAAGCCCUUAGCCACAUCGUCUCCCACCCUAGCAAGCUUCCUAAGCGAUCCAUCGCUCUUACUUCAAGCACAUUACAAAAUCUACGGUCUCUCCGGACGGCAUCGAUCGAGGCACGGAAACCUCUGCUUCUUCACAACCACCGACCCUUGGCAAUCAAGACCGCUAUCCCAGCCUUUAUCGAGAACUACAACCCAGAUCGCCACUAUGAUCCUGACAGACAACGCGCUGAGCUUUCGAAACUCAAGGCAGAGCACAAGAAGGAACGAAAGGGAGCGAUGCGUGAGCUGCGCAAGGAUGCUAAUUUCAUGGCCCGAGAGCAGCUCAGAGAGAAGAAGGAGAAGGAUGCUGCGUAUGAUAAGAAAUUCAAGAGGUUGGUCGCUGAGAUCCAGGGUGAGGAAGGCCGAGAGCAAAAGGGUUACGAUAGAGAGAAGAAAAAGAGACAGGGACGAUUCUAGUCUACAGUGGGCGUGUUUAGUAUAUAACAUUCUUCAGAGUAACUCUUCAUCAUGGCUAAAAUUGCUUUGACGGCUGUGAAUGAGUGAUAAAUAUAGCCCUC